Chara braunii is the source of this 3119-nucleotide messenger RNA. NCBI's taxonomy places the organism in Eukaryota, Viridiplantae, Streptophyta, Charophyceae, Charales, Characeae. The record is from the annotation of a GenBank genome assembly.
GCUUACAUAUAGAUAUAGAGAGCGGAUGUUGUGAAUAAGUCUGGAGAACAGAUAAUAUUGAAUUUGUAAAGAAUUUGGGGGCUCUACCUCUUCGAUUUUUUUUAUUUGGUUGGGGGAAGGAAGGAAUUCAGCUGACGUAGGUUCCGUCCACUGUUCAGGUUGAGGAUGGGGUCCAUGUCGGCGAAGGAUGGCCGUCCCGCCCAUGACGGUGGUGCCGCUUGUCCUGUCGACAUGACCUCAGCGACUAUGUCGGCUGACCGUAGAGGUGCUUUCGAUGGCACUAAUCAUGAUGGUCCAUCAGAUGCAACGUUGUCGGUUACGUUAUCGACCAUCGUGGUGGACUGCCAACCGGCGGCAAGUUCCAAGCGGUACACGAUCGAUCAAGUGCUGGAACAAUUUGUCGGCGAUUUCGGUAGAGCUCAGUUCUGGCAGUUCGUGCUCAUCAGCUCAGGAUGGAUUCUGAAGGCCUUUCAUACCUUCGUCAUCAUUUUCUCCGAUCGGGAUCCCACAUGGACUUGCGUUGAUGACGUCAACAGGUGGUCGACGAUGACGGCAACUUCGGGGUCGUCCACGGCAGCGUCGGCAGGGGGAGGAUCCGGAUCCCGAGGCGUGUGUAAUGCCUCGUCGGCUUCUUCAAUCUGUGAACUGCCUCCCGGCACGUGGCAAUGGACCAAUCAGAAACGUUCGACGAUCUCUCAGUUUGGCAUGGUUUGCUCCAGGGAGUUCGAGAUCGGCUUGUCGCAGUCGGUGUUCUUCUUGGGUUAUCUUACGGGUGCGGGCUGCUUUGGUUCUCUGUCGGACGGCCGGUUGGGUCGGAAACGGUCGCUGAUGCUGGGUGCCACCGUGGCCGGCGGGUUCGGCAUGCUCACGGCCUCCUCGCCUUCUGUCGCUUUCUACAUACUCUUCCGGUACCUCACAGGCGUCGGCACGGCGGGAAUCAGCUUGAACGCGUUUUCUCUGUCGACGGAGACCAUCGGGCCGCGCAAGAGGGGACGAGUGGGUACAUCUGCGCGGUACUUCUACGCUAUGGGCAUGAUGGUUCUACCUCUUUUCGCGCUCCUCGCCUCCGAUUCCUGGCGGAUGGUCAUGAUCAUCACAGGUAUACCCUCGCUGCUCUUCACCAUUCUGUGCGGCUUGCUUGCCUACGAGUCUCCACGAUGGCUGCUUGUUCACAACAGGGAGGAAGAGGCCUUGCGCAUGCUGAAGAAGCUGGCAAAGAAGAACCGGUCCUGGAUUCCCGACUACGUUACGCUGAAGUCGGCGACCGCGGUCUCGAAGGAGACGGCUGCUGUCAAUGCCACUCCCGAUUCUGCCCUCCAGGCUGUUACAGUACGGGUUACGUGUGAUUCUUCCACUUCUUCUUCGUGUUCCGACGAGCCGGUCUCUCGCACCGAUGCUUCACUGCCUCCCCCUGCCGUUCCUUUCUCCUGUCGUUCUUCGAUGCAAGCGGCCACCAGCUCUCUUGAAACCGAGGCAGCAGCGACGUACCCCGGGCCGGAAAAUCUGGACGUCGACAGCCAUGGCAAGGGGAGCCUACCGGUGGCCACCGCCUCGGCGUGCUCUUCAGAGGCGUCAGAGGACGUAACAACAACGCACAUCGCCGGCAAUGGACGUGAUCACUGGCAGGAGAACCAGCUCCGGAAGGGUACACUCCCAGCGCCGAAUGAGGGGAACGAAUACUCCGACGUUGAGGGGCGUCGUCAAUUCCUGGAGAUGGAAAUGGAUCGGGAUCUGCAGGAGGGGGAGGAGUCUGAGGAGGAGAACAAGAAAUGGGAACACGAGGAGGGUCGUUGUUGCAGCGAGAGUAGUACUGAGAACGCAAGCGUGCCAUUGCCACCUCGGAUCGAUGUACCGCAUGACGUAUGUCAUGAGUCUGUGCACGUGUCCGGCAAGCUAUCUUCUGCAGAGCAUUCUUCUGAUAUGGCCCUGCCUUCUUCUCUAGGGAAUGCCGAGAAUGACGCGGGCGCAAACGACGGUGGCUUGCCCUCCUCCUCUUCUCCGGCCGUUGCAGGUAUCAGAAAGCCGGGUGUUAAGUCCUUGGCCGAAACGGACAGUGGGAGAGCGAGCGAGGCGGCAGCGGGAGUGUCCUCGAGAACCAAGAAGCUCAACGCCUCAGCGUCCAAGGAGAAGGUCGGAUUGCGCGAUGUGUUCAAGUGUAAGGAAACGGCGAAGAGGAUGGUGUGUAUUGUGUACAUCUGGUUUGCAUCUUCGAUAGCUUAUUAUAUAUCGAGUCUGAACCUCGGCAAUCUCGGGUCGAAUAUAUACAUAAGCACCUUCUUCAAUGGUUUGGUGGAGGUUCCUGCCUUCGCUCUUGGAACGUUCUUGAUCUCGUUUUGGGGCCGGCGGAUGUUGCUUUUCGACGGCCUGGCAGUCGCCGGGGCCAGUGCGGUGAUCGUCGGGUUGAUGCCGCUUGCCCUUGGACAUGACGUAGUCAGGGGAUCAGGCGCCGACUCCACCGUCCGUCUGGUGGUGGCUCUGUUUGGCAAGUUCGGCAUCGCUUUCUCGUAUAAUGUUCUUUAUCUCGUCAAUUCUGAGUUGUUCCCCACGGUAGUCAGGAACGUCGCCAAUGGAACCGGAUUUCAAGCGGCCCAGCUGGGAGCAGCCAUCGCUCCGUUCAUAACCGUUCUUGGAAGGACCAAUCAGGUCAUCCCAUCGAUGAUCAUGGCGCUGACGAGUUUUUCUGGAGCCUUCGUCAGUCUUUUGCUGCCGGAGACGUUCAAUGAACCACUGUACGAGACAAUAGAGGAAAUGCCGAAGAGCGCUUCAGCUCUCCGGACUCUGCGAAAUACCUUUGUUUGCUGCAAAGAGUGCAAAGCAGCUGGCUGCAAGAGGGGGUCCUGCAAGGGGAACGACAACUUGGAGUGCAGCAAUCGGUGUUCUCGUACAGCCGAAUGAAUGACAACGAGUUGAAUGAGAGCAUACGAAGGAGGUAGGUCAGACUCGCUCAAGGAAAUUUUGCCUCUCGAUGUCGUCCUUUGUGCUGAGAGUGGAAUUGUAGUGAUUUGUGGAUGGAUAUGGUUGUGCUGGUGUCUAAUGAAUGGCCUUUUUUUUUUUAGCGGGGGGAGGGGGGGGCGUGGGGGCGGAUGGGGAUAAACGUACGAUAAAGGGCCGUGGGCUAG